AUGCGACAGUGGUGGAGGGAGAAAAGACAGCAUGCCUUCCAUCGACCUAAGUCACCCCACCCGCUUCAAACUGAGAGUAAAGCUGGGCAGACGCCUGUUAAUCCCGCACCGGUUCCAACAGCUCCAGUCAAACAACGCGAUGUAGUCGACAGUCAAGGCCCUUCUAUGCACCACGACCUUUGGAAAUCUGCCUAUGAUCAACUAUACCCAGAGGAGCGGGAUAUCUUGUCGAAAGAACGAGUUACCGCCCAACGGGGAAACAACGAGAAGAACUCCCACACUGUGGCUGUCAUCGAUGGUGUCAUUCAGAUAACGAAGGAGCAAUACAAGGAAUACCAGCAAGGAGGCAUAAAAAUCCAAAGGUCAACAGGAGAAGAUAUUGACGUUCGAAAGCUCUCGCGAAAGAUUCUUAAUGCUGCCUUAUCCUUCAAAGACAUUGUGAACACAGUGGUGUCUUUCGAUCCUACCCACCAUGCAGCAAGUGCAUGGGCAGUCAUUUCCCUUGGAUUGAGUAUGACGCAAAACCGACUGGACUUACAAGACGCUUUAUUCGAAUCUUCCGAAUUUCUUGCAGGAGUUCUUUCCGGGUGUGCCUAUAUUGAGAGCAAUUUCUGCCGGAAUAACACCACCGGUAAAUCUGAGAUAGAGCGUGCGACUAUCGAGAUUUAUAAAGCAAUCCUUCGGUACGCGGCGGAACUGCUGGUUGUUCAGAACGCUAGUGUCGGAAGGAGAAUAUUGGACAGUGUUACCCCGAUAACCGAUCAACGCCUCACGGAACUGCGAUCCUCUGUUGAGAAUGAAUGGCAGAAGCUCCGCCAGUGGGUGCAAAUUGAUGCAUUAGAUAACUUAUUGCAAAACGGCAAACAAGCAGAGCUUCGUUUGGCCAGAAUUGACGAGGAAGUGUCCAAGGUUCUCCGAGUCCUCCAGAAUUUCAGUCUGCCCGUUGCAGAAGGAGCAUCAUACGACUCAUAUGAGAAUCAGCAUGGAGAAAAGUGCCUACCGGGCACCAGACGCCACCUUCUUCGCCAGAUUACAGACUGGGCCGAAACAUCAGACAAAUGCAUAUUUUGGUUAAAUGGUAUGGCAGGAACUGGAAAGUCUACCAUCUCCCGGACGGUCGCAGAGUUGUUUAAAGAGAAGGGGCUACUAGGGGCUAGUUUCUUCUUCAAAAGAGGCGAAGCGGACCGCGGUAACGCAAGAAAAUUCUUCUCGACUAUCGCAAAGCAAUUAAUGGCCAGUAACCGGCAAUUGGCUCCUAGCAUCGCGAGAGCGAUUCAGGAUGAUGCAGAUCUGUCAACGAAAGCUCUCAGUCAGCAAUUUGAGAAACUCCUUCUUCAGCCACUCAGCGAGGGAGAGCAACAUGAGACUACAUCCGUGAUUGUGAUAGACGCAUUAGACGAGUGCGAAGGAGACGACAUUGAAGUUUUACUUCAACAUUUGCCACGGCUGCAGGAAUCCAAGUCCAUUCGCCUACGGAUCUUUCUGACAAGCCAGCCUGAACUUUCAAUCCGUCGUGGCUUCAAAGGAAACCAGGAUUAUCAAGGUCUGGUUCUACAGAACGUGCCCAGUAUCGAAGAUGACAUCCGUAUCUUCUUGAAACAUAGAUUUUCUCAGAUAAAGGAAAAACGGGAAGUCUUAGGAGAUUGGCCAGGAUAUGAGACGAUGGAAACAUUAGUCAAAAUGUCUGUCCCGUUGUUCAUCUUCGCAGCCACAAUCUGCCGCUUCGUUGGGGAGGAUUAUCAAGUCCCAGAGGAUCAGCUUGAUAUAAUCCUCCAAACCCCCAACUUGACAUCUUCGUCUCAGAUGGAGAGAAUAUACCGGCCAAUACUGGAUAAUCGCGUCAAAAACUCAACCGUGCUCAAGAGAGACUUCCAUACUAUAAUUGGUGUUAUUCUUCUUCUUGCUGAUCCACUCUCGGUUAGUAGCCUUUCAGGGCUUAUUUGUAUGGAAGAAAGAACAAUCACGGCUCGAUUGGACGCAUUUCACUCUGUCCUUAGCGUCCCAAAGGAUUCUUGUGCACCAGUCCGCAUUCUACAUCUAUCAUUCCGAGAAUUCCUCAUCAACACAAAAGAAGAAGACAUCCGUGUGAAUGAGAAAGAGACUCACGAAAGACUACUAAAACAUUGUCUGCACGUCAUGAAAGAUCCCAGAUCGGGGCUAACGCACAAUAUCUGCCGAUUAUCAAGCUAUGGGAUACAGCGACGAGAUGUUGAUAGUCAUAUGAUUGCUCAGUACAUUCCGCAAGUUCUGCGAUACUCUUGCCGCUACUGGGCGUAUCACUUCAGGAAAAGUGAAUCUGAUGCGUCUGAACUCGAAGCAUUCUCAUUUCUGAAAAAGCAUUUCCUUAAUUGGUUGGAGGCAAUGAGCUUAAUGGGACUUACAUCCGAGACCGUUGGUAUCAUCAAUACACUACAGGCAAAAUUAUAA
Messenger RNA from Penicillium egyptiacum, 2427 nucleotides. The record is from the annotation of a GenBank genome assembly. NCBI's taxonomy places the organism in Eukaryota, Fungi, Ascomycota, Eurotiomycetes, Eurotiales, Aspergillaceae.